GGAAGUUUCCGCCAUGAAGGUGGCUCAACAUGGCGGCGGCAAAUGGUGGUGGUUUGGACCGUGGCGAGAGGUUGCAUGCAGCAUGGAGCAGUCAAGUGGCUGUGAAGUGCGGAGCGAUACCGCGCCUGAUCACGACGUGUGUGACGACUACUCUGCUGUCUCAUGACUACGAAGUGUCUUCGAGCGAUGAGGGCCACGGAAGAGGGACGUCGAACUCGUCGUCGGUGCGGGUCCAGGUGGACACUGUGUCGACGCGAGUUCGACCAGCUGGAGAAGGCGCAAGAACCAUGUGCUGGCGCUCCACCGCUGGACCGCCUGCGAAAUGCCGGUGGAAGGGGAUGUGAAUGGAGAAGGGAUCGGCCCUAGGCAUCCCUUGGACGUGGAAAGUUGAUACAUAUACUACUACCUACGACCGUCG
Messenger RNA from Aphanomyces invadans, 418 nucleotides. RefSeq lists its product as hypothetical. Lineage: Eukaryota; Oomycota; Saprolegniomycetes; Saprolegniales; Verrucalvaceae. The coding region runs from base 30 to 344 and encodes 104 amino acids. The record is from RefSeq and is a predicted model, not a curated record. The transcript has a single exon.